This is a messenger RNA of Lathyrus oleraceus (garden pea), 369 nucleotides long. Its product is annotated as G2/mitotic-specific cyclin S13-6. The record is from RefSeq and is a predicted model, not a curated record. The transcript has a single exon. Lineage: Eukaryota; Viridiplantae; Streptophyta; Magnoliopsida; Fabales; Fabaceae. Bases 1 to 366 code for a protein of 121 amino acids.
AUGGAAGAACGAAUGAACAUUGAUGCAACUGACAAAGAUAAUGAAUUGGCUGCAACUGAGUAUAUUGAUGAUAUUUACAAGUUUUACAAACUCAGUGAAGAUGACUGUCCUGUACAUGAUUACAUGGUUUCACAGUCGGAUAUAAAUGCUAAGAUGAGGGCGAUUCUUAUUGAUUGGUUGAUUGAAGUUCAUCGAAAAUUCGAACUCAUGCUAGAAACUUUCUAUCUGACUCUUAACAUAGUGGACCGAUUCUUGUCCAUGAAGGCUGUUCCUAGAAAGGAAUUUCAGCUUGUUGGCAUAAGCUCAAUGCUUAUUGCAUCUAAAUAUGAAGAGAUAUGGGCACCAGAGGUUACAGAUUUUGUAUGAAUA